Molecule: messenger RNA, 3057 nt
Organism: Folsomia candida
Lineage: Eukaryota; Metazoa; Arthropoda; Collembola; Entomobryomorpha; Isotomidae
Gene: l(3)80Fg
Product: dnaJ homolog subfamily C member 16
Exons: 20
Coding region: 173-2683 (836 amino acids)
Source: RefSeq, a predicted model, not a curated record
CAAAACCAUUUUCCGCACUGCUCAAUCCUCUCAAUGGGCUGGGCUCGUCCCAUUUCUACUUCGCUACAAACUGAGCACAGCUGACGGGUCCUUCUCCAGCAGGCGAAAACAAAUUAGUUCUUCGAUCCAGGGACAAAUUUGGGAUUAUGGACUUGGUCGGUUUGGACGGCGGAUGCAAAUAAGGCUCCACAUGGCCAUGUUCCCGAUCAGAUGGUGGGUGCGAGGUGGUGUCGUGGAUUGUCGAAACUGCUGGAUGUUGCUCACCCUGGUCGUCGCAUGUUUGCACCUCGUAAGCAGGACGGCAGUGGGGGCAGUAACGACGACAACUUCUUCUUCCGUGUUGGGAGACCCCUACGAAAUUCUGGGGGUUGGAAAGUCAGCCACUACCAAGGAGAUUCGAAAGGCGUACAAAAAUUUGGCUGUGGUGUGGCACCCUGAUAAGAACAAGGUUCCUGAAGCAGAGGAACAGUUUGUAAAAAUAAAUAGGGCUUAUGAGCUACUGAGUGACCCAGCUCGGCGUCGUUUGUAUGAUCAGAGGGGCGUGACGGAGGAUUCUCCCAACUUCAAUCCCAGGCCGGAUUACACCACAUUCAAUAGAUUUGACCCUAUUGAUGAAAUUCUUACAUUCACUACCGGCGGAGCUUUUCACUAUCCAUUCGCUGAUGGGAUUGCAUUUUUGCAUAAACAAAGCAUUACGGCAAAAACUUUUGAACAGAAUGUAAUGCCAAAAUCCUUCACCGUUCCACAACUUAUUCUCUUCUAUGGUGACUGGUGCAGUGGAUGUACACGCGUCGCUUCUAUUUGGAGAACAAUUUCUGAUCAGCUAACAAAUAUUGGGAUUGACGUAUCCUGUGUGCAUGCAGAUCGAGAAACCGCUGUUGCUCGAAAAAUUGGUAUUAAAGUAAUUCCAUCAGUUGUAUUAGUGUUGGAUUCGCAUGCCUAUCAUUAUCGGGACACUGUUGUUGCUGCCAAUAAAGUGACAGCAUUUAUAAGGUCCAAACUACCAUUUGACUUGUUGGUCCCUUUGGAUAAAGAAACUGUGGAGGAUUUUCUUGGAAAUUGGUGGAGAGAUAAUAGAAUUCGUGUCAUUAUUGUUGGAACUUCUGAGGUUGUUCGACUUCGGUAUCAAGUUUUAGCUUUCCAUUUUCGUGAACGAGCUGCAUUUGGAUAUGUGACAACCGAAGACAAAGAUUUCAACGUCUUCCGGCAAAAUUAUGGAAUCCCGGACGGAAUGGAUAGUAUCUUUGUGUUCAAAGAACUUGAGAAACCCGUUGCUUCUCUAAGUAUGACCGAAAUCUCACAAAAAUUAAUGAGCGACCUUGUUGAAAACAACAAGUUUUUGAUACUUCCACGACUUUCAUCUCAGACUGUAAUGGAUACUAUCUGUCCUACUGAAACAUCGCUUUAUCGCCGCCGCUUGUGUGUAGUAUUCUUAACUCGAAAAACGAAAAUAUUAGAGGACGAAGACAGCGCCAAAGCUCUUCGAGAAUACGCUUUGCGUCAAGGUUCCUCCGUCCGAGUCAAGUUCGCAUAUUUGUAUGGAGAGGUCCAGCGGGAUUUCGUUAGCUCACUCUCAGGAAGCAAAAAAGACUCAAACUUGAUGAUAAUUUGGAGGCAGACCUCCAGCAAAAUAUCGUACGAAUGGAUCGAAGGUGGGUGGGACGGAACAAAUACAUCAGCUCAACGCCUAGACAGUAUUCUUCACAGGCUAAUAACAGAAAAAACAUCCCUGUCAUACCAAGUGGAAGUGAAGGAAUUAACAGACGAACAUGCACAAGGGUUUUUAUUCAAAGUGCUAAGGAAGGUAUCACUGACGAUGGAAUUUGUUCGAGCACAAGUGACAAGAGAAAUGGUUAUCCAGACUGCCUCAGUUAUUGCCACAGUUCUGUUCAUAGUUGCAGGUGGCUUUAUAAUGGCAUACCUAGUACGACUUGAGGAAGAAAGUAUUUUAGCAAAAGCCAAGGCAGAUGCUCAAAGAUCACCUCCAUCGUCAAACUCCCGCCCAGCAUCAUCAACAACUACUGAAAAUCCGACGCCUUUGCAGUUAUUAACACAAAACCCUGAAUGCAGAAUUCACGAAAUGCGUGGGGAAACUUAUAAUGGUCUCGUCAGACUUAUUAAGCCUGGCUGCAGAACUGUAUUGCUCUUAUUGGAUGCGGAUACAAAAGAAAUACUGAUAAGAAAAUUUCAACGAUGCGUUUGGCCAUACCGAAAGAACAAGUCAUUGCAGUUUGGCUUUAUGCAUGUUGAUCGACCAGCUGGUUUGUCAUGGUACAAACAAUUACUUCAGUUAUCACUUGUGAGACAUGAGACGUACUCAUCAACUCUCAACAUUAAUCCCAGAAACUGUGUUGGGACCGUUAUUUCCCUUAAUGGUCAUCGCAAGUACUUUUGUGUGUUUCAUGCCAGUGUCACAAUGCCAGGAAAUCCAAAUAGAAGAAGAGCAAAUUCUGGCUAUCGUAAUGGUGCGUUUCUCGGAUUUGAUUCUGAAAACAGCAGUGAUGAACAAUCGGAUGUGGAACGGGGAGGCGGAUUGAAUAAUGAUACCAGCGAUACACCGGAAGCUGGAAUUCUUUUUACAAACCAUUUGCUGGACAAUUUAUCCAACUGGUUGGAUAGGCUUUUCGAGGGAUCAACUCAUCGUUAUCAUAUAAAUUACUGGCCUGAUUUUCCUCUCAAAUAACUCAUCCCUUUAUUGAACUAAUUAAUAAGCAUUCGACGGAUAACAAUCUUCCUUUAAAAGGCGCUCAUGGUUUUUAAUUAAUUAGACAACCUCGAUCUCACUGUCUCAAACAAACUCCAAUCUCAUUCGCACAAACGUAUGCUAGUCAUUAUUAACGCCAUGAUGUCCUAUUUUGUUGUCUAUUUUAUAUCCUUAUUAUCCAUAAGUUAUUUCCUGAUACAAUAAGUAAAUUCUUGAUAAAGGAUAACUUUGCCUGUACUUUUUCCAAAUGUUCUAAUCUGUAAAUUAGGAACAAUUAUUGAUAUAUGUAUGAAUGCAUGAAACCCAAUAUUCAUCAAAUGAAUAUGUACAUAAAAAUAAAGGUGUUUCCAAAA